This is a messenger RNA of Branchiostoma belcheri (Belcher's lancelet), 1276 nucleotides long. RefSeq names its product protein farnesyltransferase subunit beta-like. The transcript is spliced from 15 exons. Gene Ontology annotation, molecular function: protein farnesyltransferase activity. Gene Ontology annotation, cellular component: protein farnesyltransferase complex. The record is from RefSeq and is a predicted model, not a curated record. The coding region runs from base 2 to 1252 and encodes 416 amino acids. Gene Ontology annotation, biological process: protein farnesylation. NCBI's taxonomy places the organism in Eukaryota, Metazoa, Chordata, Leptocardii, Amphioxiformes, Branchiostomatidae.
UAUGAGUGGACUCAACAUUCUCAAGAUGGCGCUGCGCAGUCAGGAGGCUGGCAGGAACGCGCUUCGUUUUGAAGACGAUGACCUGGCUACCCAUUCAUCACUUGAGCAGGAAAAGGUGGAGGAGUCUGUAGAGCAGCUGUACUCAAACUUCCAUCGGAGGUCAGAUGGGGAUGCUGACCCUGUUCUACACAGGGAGAAACACCUGGCUUACCUGAAGAAAGGCCUCCGACACCUGUCAGAUGUGUACGAGUGCCUGGAUGCCAGCCGACCGUGGUUGUGUUACUGGAUCGUCCAUGGUCUGGAACUGUUAGAGGAACCCAUCCCAGAAGAAACAGUCUCAGAGAUUGCACAGUUCCUGUCAGCGUGCCAACAUCCAAACGGUGGGUUUGGAGGUGGCCCAGGACAGCUGGCACACCUGGCUCCUACAUACGCAGCUGUCAAUGCCCUGUGCAUCCUGGGUACAGAGGAGGCGUAUAACGUGAUUGACAGACCCAAACUGCAGAGGUUCCUCCUGCGCACCAAGAGACCAGACGGUGCAUGGAUCAUGCAUGAAGGAGGGGAGGAGGAUGUCAGGGGUGCGUACUGUGCAGCCUCUGCCGCCACCUUAACUAACAUCAUCACACCUGAGAUGUUUGAGGGAACACCUGAGUGGAUAGUCAGAUGUCAGACCUAUGAAGGUGGUAUAGCCGGGGUACCAGAGAUGGAGGCACACGGUGGUUACACGUUCUGUGGGUACGCAGCUUUGGUCAUGCUGGGCAGGGAGAGACUCAUAGACACCAAGAGCUUAUUGAGAUGGACUGUCAACAGACAAAUGAGAUUAGAAGGUGGUUUCCAGGGCCGGACCAACAAGCUAGUCGAUGGCUGCUACUCCUUCUGGCAGGGCGGGACCCUCCCACUGCUACACAGGGUCCUCAUGAUGGAGGGUGAUGAAGCCCUCAGUAAAGAAUCCUGGAUGUUCCAUCAAGGUGCCUUACAGGAGUACGUCCUUAUCUGCUGCCAGUUUAUCUCAGGGGGACUCAUAGACAAGCCUGGCAAGGCCAGGGACUUCUACCACACAUGUUACUGCCUGAGUGGCCUGUCUAUAGCUCAACACUUCAUAGGAGGGAAAUACAACCAUAGUCAUGUCCUGGGUCCUGCUCGCAAUGAACUGCGUGCCACCCACCCUGUAUACAACAUCAGUCCAGAAGCCGUGGUCCAGGCCAACUCAUACUUUGGUGUUCUCCCUGUCCCAUCACCAAACGCCACCUCCUGAGAGACAGGGGAACUGCAGAUGUAG